Molecule: messenger RNA, 1800 nt
Organism: Teleopsis dalmanni
Lineage: Eukaryota; Metazoa; Arthropoda; Insecta; Diptera; Diopsidae
Exons: 2
Biological process (GO): signal transduction
Molecular function (GO): molecular adaptor activity
Source: RefSeq, a predicted model, not a curated record
ACAACAGCAACAUGAACUUCCCCCAAAAAUGUUUCAAGACUUCAGACUGUUCGCGAGCAUGUCAAGAAUUUGUGCAUUUUAAUUAAAGAAUUUAACACUUUGUUUAGACUUUUACUUCGCCUGUCAAAGCGUACAAAAAUUAAAUAAAAACGAAAAAACUUUUCUUCAGUAAUAAACAAAAACGUUCUUUGUGUCUUUGUUGUCGUAAACGAAGAAAAAAGUAAUUUCGUGGUUUUGAACUUUACAAAGAACUUACUCCAUUCAGUGCCCUAAAUGUUACAAUUAAUAUUAGAUUACCAUAUGUUCCAGUUGUAGGAAGGGCUCCAUAAACUUCACUGUAUAUGUCGUUCGGAUGGGGCAGCAAAAGCUUCAAUCAUUUAUGCAACUGUGCACACAUUUUCCAUUAAACUCAUCUCGUUUUUCGAAUAAAUAAAAAAAAUUAAAAUAAUGUAAAUAACUUCUGUUUGAAAGACGCUUUAUUUUUACAUUUGAUGUUUUUUGAACUUCUAGACUUUACUAUCAGAAAAUACAUCGGACGAUCAUCAUUGGCCGCGUGAACUGAUCUUACUACGUGAAAAGUUUACAGCAAAAAGUCAACUGGAAAUUGCUCAACUGCAAAUUAAACAUGAAGAAGAGAUGUCGCGCUUAAAACUGGAGUACGAGAAACAAUUAAAUCGCAAAAACAAACGUCACACAACGUUUGAUUUGGCGCGAAAUUAUGAAGAAAUCAUCAGUGAACGUGAUGGUUUACGGGAGUUGUCAUGCGCCUUUCGAUAUGUGCUCUCCGAAUUGGCAAAAUGUGUCUCACAGUGUGAAGAAGAUGCAAACACUACUUUAGUUGAUGAAGUGCAACGUAUUUUGGCAAAUAAUCGUACUUUGGAAGAACAUGUAGACGAUUUAGAUUUUAAUCUUAACAUGACAUUAAACACUACUCUGAAUUCUACUUCGAAAAAUAUGCGUUUUGUGCCUGAUGUACAAAAUAUAUUAGAAGUCGUAGAGGAUCCGAGUCUGCUACAAUACAUAAGUAACAAAAGUGGCGAGUGUAAUGAUGAAUUUGACUUGAAAGAUUGCUUGCAACGUUUAAAAACAGAGGCUUCUUAUUUGCUACAUCUAUCAGAAGACUUACAAAACCGUCGUAAACGCCAAAGAAGUGAAUCUAGUGGUGGUGAGAAAAGUGAUAGUUGUUGUGAAGCAGAAAGUGAUCUGAAGGAACGCUCGUUUAUAAAAACUCGUAAAUUUUUGCGUACAAACUCUUUAAAUGAGCAACACUUGACCACCUAUCAAAAAACAGUCACAACAAAAACACAGCUCAAUUCCUUGCCACCUGAUUUGAAUACUAUACGUGUUCAAGGUUCUGGUACCUCUUCCACAUCUGGUGGUAAUGUUUCUGAAAUUAAUUUCCAAUUGCAUGAAUUGAAGAAUCGACUUAUCAAAUCCGAGUCGGAUCGUUUAAAGUUACAACAAGAAUUGGAACAUACCAUACAUCGUAAUGCUGAAUUAGGACAGGAGUUGCAAAAUUUACGUGAUCAAAUAUCGCAAUUAAAUUCACUAAAUCAUACCGAUUAUGCAGAAGGUUAUGGUCUUGGUUCGCUUAAAAGCCCACGUCAAUCCGGCAUUGAUCAGUCUUCUAGUUUUGCGCAACUGCAAGAAAAAGCACGUAACAUUCUCUCUACACCUACGCAGAAGAAGGAUGAUAAUAACACAACGGUUGUCCUUUUACAAAUGAUAGAAGAUUUCUGUCGUGAAGGUGAAAAAGUUGUUGAAUGUAAUAAAAAGGAUAGAGACGAUUUGCAAUCCCAG